UUCAAUGAAAACAUCCCUCCAGCAAGUUUCUAUCAUGCCAUUUCAGUCCCAUCGUGAAAGAGACACCGUAAACAUAUCGGAUCUUGACUUUAUGACCCAGAAGGCCCUGCAGCCAAACUCCAAAGACAGAUGGUGCAACAAGCAGUGACAGUGCUGAAGAUUCACUAUCCUGACCUGUCAGUGUUUUUAAUGUUACUGCCAAAGACAUGUGAUUUGUGCAGGCAUUGGCAAUGGCUCAUGCCUCCUAGCAUGAAAGAUCUGUGAUUGAAAAGGUACAAACUUCUCCAGUCUUGAGUCACAAGAAGGGGAAAUACAAAAUGGUGGACUCCCAAUGCCGGUGCGGAAGUUUGCAUUUAACCAAACAUGACAGUCAAUCCCAAAGACAUUCAACUAGUGAAUGAACCGUAAAUAAACCCAAAAUGGUUCCCUCAGAUGAGAACAUCACGUUCCCUGUGUCAGAAAGCUGUCCCAACUGCAGUUCCUCCUCCUUCGCUGAGGUGGAUAUCACUAAGGCGGUGACCCUGGGCCUGGUGAUGGGGGUGUUUGUCAUCUUCGGGGUUCUCGGUAACAUCCUGGUUAUCCUGUCUGUGGUGUGCCACCACCACCUACGCUCCGUCACACACUACUUCAUCGCCAACCUUGCGGCGGCAGACCUGCUCCUGAGCUCCACCGUGCUGCCGUUCUCUGCCACCUCGGAGGUCCUAGGCCGCUGGGUGUUUGGCCGGUCUUUCUGCAGUGCCUGGGCCGCCCUGGAUGUUCUCUGCUGCACUGCCUCUAUCCUCAGCCUGUGUGUCAUCUCUGUUGACCGUUACCUAGCAGUCAGCUACCCGCUGCACUACCCUGCCAUGGCCACUGGGCGGCGCGGCCUGGUCGCAGUGGCAGCUCUCUGGGGCCUCUCGGCAGCCAUAUCCGUAGGUCCACUCUUCGGCUGGAAGGAGCCCGACCCAGAGGACGAGACUGAGUGCCGGAUCACAGAGGAACCGGGUUAUGCUAUUUUCUCUGCCCUGGGGUCGUUCUAUGUGCCACUAGCUGUCAUCCUGGCCAUGUAUUGCAAGGUCUAUGUGGUGGCCAAGCGGAAGACUCGAGACCUGAGGGAGGGAAGGAAGAGGGAGGGGAUGCAUACGGAGGGAGAGGGAGUGACACUGAGGAUUCAUCGGGGAAAUGCCCCUGCUAAGCCAGAGGGGCAAGAGGAGGAGAAAUGCAUCAUGAGGCGGAGACGCACCACCUUCGCCCUCAUGCACCUGCUGAAAUUCUCCCGAGAGAAGAGGGCAGCCAAGACACUGGGCAUUGUGGUUGGCUGCUUCGUUCUCUGCUGGCUGCCCUUCUUCCUGGUUAUGCCCAUUGGCUCCAUAUUCCCAUCGUACAGGCCAUCUGACACCAUAUUUAAGAUCACCUUCUGGCUGGGCUACCUCAACAGCUGUAUCAACCCCAUUAUCUAUCCCUGCUUCAGCCAGGAGUUCCAGAGGGCCUUCCUCAACGUUCUGCAUGGACGCUGCCUCAGACAGGGUGGCAGGAGCUCCAAGUCUCUGGGGUUUGCUCCUUCCUAUAGUCGCAGUCCUGGUCCAUCGUCUCUUUUUAGAUCCCAGCCUCACGCCUCCUCCUCCUCCACCCCCCCUACCCAGCCACGCCGAGCCACCUCCCCAGCCUCUCACGCCUCCUCCUCAGGCUGCUGGAGGACCUUCUCUGGCUCCUCUUCCUCGGUGGGGGUGCCAGGCCAUACCCAAAGUACCCGGGUCCACAGUAAAAGCCUGCUGAAGGUGUGGUGUUUUGCAGUGGGGGAGAACCCGUCCCAACAGGGUGCUGCUUGCCUGAGCCCCUCAGCCCCUGGUGCUACAUGUCAAACGAAAGUCCAUUGCCACUCCCUGGGAGCAAGAGGGGAGGCUGUCUGACUGGGAACACUAAAGGAUUCUGGGUAAUUAAAAUUUCCCCCAAGUUCUGGGAAAAGAUGUGGCACUUAUUGGCAUGAAGUUAAGACAUCUCUCUCGAGACCUGCUGGAAUCAGUCAGUACAGCUAUUGACAUAAAACUGAUGUGUCUUCAUGUUUUGGGAAAUGGGAGAGAAUAUACCCACUGAAGAAGAUACUGUAACACACCUGGAGGUAGAGAUGUACUGUACUGUAUGUGCUUCAUUGUAGAUUGAUGUACAGUAUGAAUCAAAAGGAUACACAGUGUCAGUACAGAAACUGAAUCAAGAGUACUGAGUCAGUAAAGAGACCAGGGUUGGGGAGUAGCUGAUUACAUGUAAUCAGUUACACGCAAUCUGAUUACAAAAAACUGUAACUGCAAUCAAUUAUGUUACCAACUAAAAUAUUGUAAUCAGAUUACAGAUACUUUAGAAAAACUAGAUUACUUCUUGGAUUACUUUUAAAUUCAGAAAGGCUGUUUGCGAAAAAAUACAUUAUGACACCUUUCUGUUUUCUCAAAUCAAAAUAAAAUCAAAUUGAAUUUGUCACAUGCGCCGAAUACAACAGGUGUAGACCUAACCGUGAAAUGCUUACUUACAAGCCCUUAAUUAACCAACAAUGCAGUUUUAAGAAAAAUAAGAAUUAAGAAAAUAUUGACUAAAUAAACAAAAGUUAAAAAAAUACAAGAGUAACAAUAACGAGGCUAUAUACAGGGGCUACCAGAACCAAGUCAAUGUGCGGGGGUACAGGUUAGUCGAAGUAAUUGAGGUAAUAUGUACGUGUAGGUAGGGGUAAAGUGACUAUGCAUAGACUAUAAACAGCGAGUAGCGGGGUCAAUGCAAAUAGUCCGGGUAGCCAUUUGAUUAGCUGUUCAGCAGCUUGACGGUAGAAGCUGUUAAGAAGCCUCUUGGACCGAGACUUGGCACUCCAGUCCUGCUUGCCGUGCCGUAGCAGAGGGAACAGUCUAUGACUAGUGUGGCUGGAGUCUUUGGCAAUCUUUAGGGCCUUCCUCUGACAUUCAAUUCAGCAUUGAUAAAAAGGAACAAGUUUAAGAUCGUUCCAACUGAGUCUGACCACAAGUUAGAGACCACUAUGAUGACACACCAAAUGUGUUUGAUGGAUCCUUUUUGUCUUGUUCUGAUGUCUCUUAAGGGGAAAGUAAUCCAAAAGUACCUUAAAGUAAUCAGAUUACGUUACUGAGUUUGGGUAAUCGCAAAGUUACGUUACUGAUUACAAUUUUGGACAGGUAACUAGUAACUGUAACAGAUUCCAUUUAGAAAGUAACUUACCUAAACUUGACAGAGACUGAAUGAAAAUUUGCUUUCAGGUCACCAAAGAUGAUUAUUUGAGGAUGAUGUCCAUACAUAGGUUCAAUUUACCAUCCAUACUGUUACCUUUUUUUGACAAUAUUUAUGACAAGCUUACCAUCAUGUGCAGUUUUCACGGUGCUUUGUACUGAAAAAUGUAAUGCGUGCUCGGCUCUUACUAUGUAAAGUAGCUACUGUGCUGCUGGUGUGUAUGCUUGUGUCUUGUGACAGUGGUCUCUUUCUUUACCUACUCAAAUAGCAGAAGAACAUGCACAGCUAGAUACUCCAACACACUAGACCCAGAGAAUGAGCCAAAUACCUGCUAUGCAUUGCAGGAUGUUAUUAUUUAAUCUUGCCAAUUCACCCUCUGAAUGCCACAUAUACACAAUCCAUGUCUCAAUUGUCUCAAGGCUAAAGAAUAUAUUUUUAACCUGUCCCCCUCCCUUUCAUCUACACUGAUGGAAGUGGAUUUAACAAGUGACAUCAAUAAGGGAUCAUAGCUUUCACCUGGAUUCACCUUGUCAGUUUGUCAUGGAAAGAGCAAGUGUCCGUAAUGUUUUGUACACUCAGUUUAUUUAGUAUGUUAUGACUUCAAAUAUCCAUAUAGCCACUUGUUAGAAACCAAAAUACAGGGAGGUUCCAACUUAUUCCCAUUAAUCCAAUCGGUCCAAUAAUAAACAACUUGAGAUAUUUA
Molecule: messenger RNA, 3904 nt
Organism: Oncorhynchus nerka (sockeye salmon)
Lineage: Eukaryota; Metazoa; Chordata; Actinopteri; Salmoniformes; Salmonidae
Gene: adra1ab
Product: adrenoceptor alpha 1Ab
Biological process (GO): cell-cell signaling; positive regulation of MAPK cascade; positive regulation of cytosolic calcium ion concentration
Cellular component (GO): plasma membrane
Molecular function (GO): alpha1-adrenergic receptor activity
Source: RefSeq, a predicted model, not a curated record